Messenger RNA from Durio zibethinus, 3133 nucleotides. RefSeq lists its product as uncharacterized. Gene Ontology annotation, molecular function: protein dimerization activity; DNA binding. NCBI's taxonomy places the organism in Eukaryota, Viridiplantae, Streptophyta, Magnoliopsida, Malvales, Malvaceae. The record is from RefSeq and is a predicted model, not a curated record.
CUCACAGAAAUCGAAUCAAAAGAAUUACAAGGAAACUAUUUUUGUUUUAUAAAUUAUAUUUUUUUUUAUUUAUUGGCUAGUUUAAUCGUUAAUGUUAACAUGUUUAUAACAAAUUCUUUUUUGCCACAUGCUUAUAACAAUUUUUGUUCAGGUUAGUUUUAGUUAUUAUAAACCAACCGGCUUAUCCCGUACCCUAACCGGUCCAUCCGGUUUCUUGACCCUCGGUUUAGUAUUCCCCUCAUCAACGCCCUUAACUCGGUUCUCAUUCAAUUGCCGCUCUCUCCCAGAAACCAAUUCAAAAGAAUUGUAAGUUGUGAUUUGUGAGAAGAUGGCAUCAAAUUUGGAACCAAUACCAAUAACACCACAAAAACAUGACCCAGCAUGGAAACAUUGUCAGAUGUUUAAGAAUGGUGAAAGGGUACAAUUGAAGUGCAUAUAUUGUGGCAAAAUAUUUAAAGGUGGUGGAAUUCAUAGGAUUAAGGAACAUUUGGCUGGUCAUAAGGGUAAUGCUUCUACCUGUUUGCGCGUCCCAUCUGAUGUUCGUCUUAUAAUGCGAGAAAGUUUAGAUGUGGUUGUGGUAAAGAAGAGGAAAAAGCAAAAGAUAGCCGAGGAGAUAACAAAUGUUAAUCUGGUUUCUAGCGAGACAGACACGUUUGCUAAUCAGGUUGACACUAAUACUGGAUUGCAUAUGAUUGGAGAACCUGAUACACUUGAGCCUAGUUCGAGUUUGUUAGUUAAUCGGGAAGGAACAAGUAAUGCUUCUGGGGAGAGGAGAAAGAGGGGAAAAGGUAAAAUUUCUGCUGCUGAGGCUAAUGCCCUUAUUGUUAGCACGGUUGAGUUAGGUGCAAAGAGAGUAAACAAUCAUGUACAUAUGGCUAUAGGAAGAUUUUUGUUCGAUAUUGGAGCACCUUUGGAUGCAGUUAAUUCAGUUUAUUUCCAACCAAUGGUUGAUGCAAUUGUCUUAGGAGGAUCUGGGCCAUUAAUGCCUUUGCGUAAUGAUCUUCAGGGUUGGGUAUUGAAGAAAUUGGUGGAAGAAGUGAAGAAUGAUAAUGAUAAAGUAAUGGCAGCAUGGGUAAGGACUGGUUGUUCUAUUUUGGUCAACCAAUGGAACACUGAAACUGGUAGAAUCUUGCUAAACUUCUUGGUGUAUUGUCCUGAGGGAACAGUGUUUUUGAAAUCUAUAGAUGCUUCUAGUGUAAUAAAUUCCUCAGAUGCUCUGUACGAAUUGCUUAAGCAAGUGGUGGAAGAAGUUGGAUUUAAGCAUGUGUUGCAAAUGAUCACAAAUAGUGAGGAACAAUACAUUGUUGCUGGGAGGAGGUUGGCUGAAACUUUCCCUACUCUGUAUUGGACCCCUUGUGCAGCUCAAUGUGUACACUUGAUACUUGAAGAUUUUGCAAAACUUGAGUGGAUAAAUGCAAUACUUGAGCAAGCUAGAUCUAUUACAAGAUUUAUCUAUAAUAAUAGCGUGGUCUUGAAUAUGGUAAGAAGGUAUACUUUCGGCAACGAUAUUGUUGAACCAGCAGUCACUCGCUCAGCUACAAACUUUACAACAUUGAAACGGAUGGUUGAUCUUAAAAACAACUUGCAGGCCAUGGUUACUUCACAGGAUUGGAUAGACUGCCCAUAUUCAAAGAAACCAGGGGGGCUGGAGUUGUUGGAUUUGGUGAGUAAUCAGUCAUUUUGGUCCUCCUGUGUUCUGAUUACCCAGUUAACCAAUCCUCUCCUUCGAAUUCUUAGAAUGGUCGGGAGUGAGAAGAGGCCUGCAAUGGGAUAUGUUUAUGCUGGAAUGUAUCGGGCAAAAGAAACAAUUAAGAAAGAAUUAGUUAAGAGGGAUGACUAUAUGGUCUAUUGGAAUAUUAUAGAUCACUGGUGGGAACAACAAUGGCAUCAUCCUCUUCAUGCUGCUGGUUUUUACCUUAAUCCCAAGUUCUUUUAUAGCAUGGAAGGAGAUAUGCCUAAUGAGAUGCUGUCAGGGAUGCUUGAUUGUAUAGAGAAAUUGGUUCCUGAUGUAGAAGUUCAGGAUAAAAUCAGCAAGGAGAUAAACUCGUACAAGAAUGCUGUUGGAGAUUUUGGGAGGAAGAUGGCAGUUAGAGCUAGAGACACUCUACUUCCUGCUGAAUGGUGGUCAACGUAUGGAGGAAGUUGCCCAAAUUUGGCUCGUUUGGCUAUCCAUGUCCUUAGUCAAACUUGUAGUACUCUUGGGCUUAAGCAGAAUCAAAUUCCUUUUGAAAAAGUGCAUGAAACAAGGAACUGCUUAGAGCACCACCGGCUCAGGGACCUCAUCUUUGUUCAAUGCAACUUGCAAUUAAGACAAAUAGGUUAUGAGAGCAAGCAAGAGGAUUCUAUGCAACCCAUGUCAUUUGAGGCUGCCACUAUUGUGGAAGACUGGGUUACGGGAAUGGACACAGUUUUGGAGGAUGAUACCUAUUCAGAUUGGAUGAAACUUGAUGCACUUUCUGUAAACACAAUGCUUUUAAGACCUUCAAGUGACGAAGUGGAAGAGUUAGGUGCAGUUUUUGAUGAUUGUGAGAUUUUCAAUAGAGUGAAAGAGGGUGACGAGGAAAAUGCUGAAGAUAAUGUAGUAAGCUAGCAGAAGACCAUUUCUAAUCUGGAUAAUCCUAGAUGGUGACUAACGUUUUCUGCACUGAUAUCAGCCAGACAAAUAGUGUAAAUUAAUGUAAUGACUAGCUUUAUAUGAAAUAUUCUAUCAUUCUGUUAAAAAAAGUAGAAACAUCACAGAAAAUUAGAUUCUAGGAUUUGACAAUAUAUUAGCAAUUUUUAUCAAUUCAGGGUUAGAGUAAUAUAGAAAGUUCAAGUGUAGUUGUGGUUUUUAUUUUAAUGCAAAAAAAGGCAUUUUAAAGCACAUGCUCAACCAUUUGGCUGAUAUUUUAUCUUGGAUAUGACUUAGCAUGGACUCUGAGGUCUAAUAACAUGAAUUCUUGCUAACCUCUGAUGUGGGAAUUACAUUAUAGCUACUUGGCUAUUUGAAUUCAGCAUAAUUUUAUCAUCGUGACUGCAGUUCAUCCGAGUUGGUUAUCCCUAAUCUUUGAUCUUUGCUUGAGUAUUGCAGAGAAGAUGGGCAUGAACCUUCCUGCAGCUCCAAUCAUUGUCAUUCAUUUCCCUUUCCUUUUUG